AUGCUAGAAACGAGAGUCGCGCCAAAUAGGACGCGCGAGGGAAUUUACGCAGCUGUCAAUGACAAUCGGGUCUUCUGUACUUGGCACUCUCUCUCCGCAUUAUGCCCGCCUUUUAACAUGCUCGAUUUUUUCAACCUCGACAUCAAGUACCCAAUAUCCAACUACCACGCGUCAACAGCAAAGGGCAAGCCAGUCCCCGAAACUUCGAGGCCUCCUUCCUUGCGACCCAGAUCUCCUCCUUGCUCACGGAAACGCGUUUCGCAAGCCAGUUUUGCUGUAUCCCAUUCACCUCCAACAACAGACUCGGACGUGGAACGGGUUUUCAAGCGCCGGAAGGUACUCGGCUCAUCUCCACCGAGUCCUACUGAUAGCUAUGCUUCCUCGGACUCGCUGGAAGAACCUCUAAUAUUCCAAACACCCUGCGAGUUCGAGUGUGACGAUGACCUUGCCAUUGCUGCUAUCCUCGAUGAGCACGCCCACAUCCACAUUCCAGCGAUGUCCACACCAGAGAGGGCACCCGUACUGCAGGAAGGGUGUAGUCCAUGGUUGAAGAGAGCUGUGAGCCUUACUCGGCGAGACGAGGACUAG
Guyanagaster necrorhizus is the source of this 588-nucleotide messenger RNA. RefSeq lists its product as uncharacterized. The record is from RefSeq and is a predicted model, not a curated record. Lineage: Eukaryota; Fungi; Basidiomycota; Agaricomycetes; Agaricales; Physalacriaceae. The transcript has 3 exons. Bases 1 to 588 code for a protein of 195 amino acids.